AUGAAGCAAGGCGGCCUCGUCAUGUUCAAGUCCGGGGAGUGCUGGCACGGAUCGACGAAAGUGCACUACGGCGGCGAGGACGUCAGCGCGAAGACGGGCACGCGCAUCGUCGUCUCGCUGUUCUGCGACCCGCGUAUUCUGAACUGCAUACGGAACCGCGUGCUGUCGCGCGUCCCGCCGCCGCCGCAGCCGAACAAAGCGACGAAGGAGCGGAUAGCCGCGACGGGGGGGAAGCAGUGUCGGUUUCCACCGCCGCGUUAUUGA
Messenger RNA from Micromonas pusilla CCMP1545, 264 nucleotides. RefSeq lists its product as uncharacterized. The record is from RefSeq and is a predicted model, not a curated record. The coding region runs from base 1 to 264 and encodes 87 amino acids. The transcript has a single exon. NCBI's taxonomy places the organism in Eukaryota, Viridiplantae, Chlorophyta, Mamiellophyceae, Mamiellales, Mamiellaceae.